AUGACUAUCAGAGCCGUGCGCGAGUACCUGAGCCAGCCCAACCCAGUCAUCGACAACCGAAUCGACAAGGCCUCCUCCGUCUCAAACGAAGAUAUGGAGGACUGGCCUGAAGUUCCCAAAGCCACAAAGCUGAGGAUCACGUCUGCCUACAUCGAGGAUUCCAUCGGUUGGCUCUUGGACGCAAAAUUGGAUCUCCCGGAUGACAAUGCCGAACUAGCCGACACGGCGAAGAUAGCUUUCGAUGAACGCAGCUUUGAGCAUACCUUCACCAGGGGCCCUGCAGCUCUCGUUGCUAACCUGCUCGUCAUCAUGGGAAAGGCCCUGGCGCAUGUCCCAGAGUAUCCCCAGCUGUGCCUUGUUUCGGGCUCUUCCGGAAAGAGUGACAAUAAAAUUGGCAAGCCCGAUUGGGCGGUGGUCCCAUCCACAACCCCCGCUCGCAAGAUCCACACCAACAAGGCUCCUGGCGAUACGAAGGGCACCAAGAAGGAGUACGAGCCCGACAAGCCACUCAGCCUGUGGGCCGAGAAAUACUUUCGACAGAUGUCUCAUUACAUGAAGGAACGGCGUACUAGGUAUUCCUGGAUUAUUACGCCGAAGGAGAUCAUGAUAAUUCGGCGUCGAACCUCGCAGAAAACCAAUGAGGUCAUCCCCCAGGUAGCAAAGUUCUCCUGGGUUCCAAAGCGGAACCAAAAGAUGCCAGUCGCCGUGGUGCUCUUCUUCAUUGUGUUCGCCUCCGGCCUGAACAACGGCGUGCAGGCUACCUAUGAAGACUUCGCGGUGGAGAACAUGGUGGUACUCGAGAAGAUCAAGGCUGCAGUGGAGCGCCUGUGA
This is a messenger RNA of Lasiodiplodia theobromae, 831 nucleotides long. RefSeq lists its product as uncharacterized. The record is from RefSeq and is a predicted model, not a curated record. NCBI's taxonomy places the organism in Eukaryota, Fungi, Ascomycota, Dothideomycetes, Botryosphaeriales, Botryosphaeriaceae. Bases 1 to 831 code for a protein of 276 amino acids. The transcript has a single exon.